AAACUCUCUUGACUUUUGCAACCGCACAGACACGAUGUUCAGCUUACCAAGGAUAUCACUACCUUCUUUCCUUCGCGCCGGCGAAGGCACACAUCUUACUGUCGACCUUCCCUCCGUAGAAAUCCACGACAUCGAGACCUCGGCAGAGAAACGACCGCGAACCCUCAAGCAUCUGCUCAAAGCGAACCACGCCAACUACGCAAUCAUAUACCACAACCUUACUUUUCACAACCAUACACCGCACAUCCUGGGAUCGGCUUACCUUCUGGGAGGCACCGCAGAGCAUCUGAACGAGAUUUACGAGAGGGAGGCGGAAGUGCUGGAGCCUUGGCAUGAUGCGCCUGGUGAGAUUACAAAGGACGACUGGCGAGAGUUUCUGGGGAAGCGCGAAUACCAACGCGCAUUCAUUGAUUUCUUUGAAGAUCAGCUCGUGACCAAGAAGUACAAUGUCGAAGAGGUUCUCGAGGAGUUUCUGCUCAAGGGCAAAGAGCCGCUGAUCAAUGGCCUCAUUUCAGGACUUGCGCAUCCUCUCAUUCAUCUCGGCUACGCUUACGAGCUCAACUCCAAAACCGUUGCGAUAGAAGCCCUGGCGAUGGGUUCUUGCUUCUACAGCCCGCUCCAUAAAUACAUCGACGACCCGAAGUACACAAAGCCCAGCCCUCACGAGGCAAGUGGAGAUCACACCGGGCUGAUCAAUUUGUUGGACAAGGUACGUAAGGAUAAGCGCUUCGAUGGACUGUACGAUCACCGCAGCGGCGAUAUCACGAAAGUGCUGGAGGAGCGCGAGGAAGCAUUCUUGGAAUACUGGAACGCAUGGGAAAUCACAAACCCGAACAAACAGUUCCAAGCUGCUCAGGAGGUUGGCUUGGGGCUUUUGACAGGAACACCACUACCAGAGCAGGGAAAGUACGACUUCUUCCUCGUACAUGUGCUUACGAGCUCUCAUGCCAUUCGCAUCCUUCUCCCGUUGAUACCGGCCAAGUUCCAUGUCAGUCUUCUACGGCAAUGGUGGCUAUUCGCACUAGCUGUGUACAUCGCGCAGACGAGACCGGAGAUCGAUAUGAGGAGAGCGAUGACUGGUGGCGAUAGCCAGACGAAGACCUGGAAACAUGUCGUGGAUAAGGCCUUGAACGGGUCACAUUCGACUGAUGCGCAUUACGUCAAAGCAUUGCGUGCGUUGAAGGUAGCGGAGGAGACAUGGGAAACGGGUAAUAACAAGUCAAACCACUGGCUAUGUGCGGCAGUCAAGUUUGCCGAUGAUUUUGAAGGCUGGGGAGGAUUUGGAACGGCGGAAGACGAAGCAAAGAUUGGAUAUCCUGAGAAGCAGUAAGAUUUACUAUGCAAAAUGGGGAAGAUAAUGUAUGCGCAGGCCUCUAGUUUCAUGGAAAGUUCAUAACCUGCUUGACGGUGACGCGCUCACGUGGUCUGAUGUAAAAUCGGCGUGGAACUGAUCAUUCACCACUUGCUGCCUCUUGUCUGCUGACUCUAUCCCCUGGCGAUAGCCAUCAUCAUUACCCAUAGCACGCAAUACACUCCGGCACCUGACAGCAAGGACUACCUACUUCUCUCCUCUGGAAAAUCAUGAGUACCAGCCUCCGCCAUUCAGCUGCAUUCAACUGUACAAUGGAAGCGCAUCCCCUUAC
This is a messenger RNA of Alternaria rosae, 1643 nucleotides long. RefSeq lists its product as uncharacterized. NCBI's taxonomy places the organism in Eukaryota, Fungi, Ascomycota, Dothideomycetes, Pleosporales, Pleosporaceae. The record is from RefSeq and is a predicted model, not a curated record. Gene Ontology annotation, molecular function: oxidoreductase activity. The coding region runs from base 35 to 1330 and encodes 431 amino acids. The transcript has 5 exons.